Molecule: messenger RNA, 5195 nt
Organism: Leptopilina boulardi
Lineage: Eukaryota; Metazoa; Arthropoda; Insecta; Hymenoptera; Figitidae
Product: homeobox protein PKNOX2-like
Exons: 7
Coding region: 472-1941 (489 amino acids)
Biological process (GO): regulation of transcription by RNA polymerase II
Molecular function (GO): RNA polymerase II cis-regulatory region sequence-specific DNA binding; DNA-binding transcription factor activity, RNA polymerase II-specific
Source: RefSeq, a predicted model, not a curated record
GUGACGUCACAAAAGACGAGACAGUGGAAGGGUACAGACGGGUUAGGGUGCGUUGAAAAAUGUCUGAUUUUUAAUUUUUCCCGACACCACAGUGGUUUUGAAAAUAAAUAUAAUAUAAAUUGUGUAAAAUGUUUUGAACGCAUUUUUAGAACGUUUGGCUAUUUAUUGAUAAUACAAUUGAACACGUGGAUAAAAAAUAGUGACAUUAAAUUUUCAAUAGUGGCUUAAAUACAGAAAAAAUCCCGACGAAAAUAAAACAAGUGGAGGCGUGCUUUAUUAUCAUCAUCAUAUAUAUAUAUAGAGAGAGAGAGAAAGAGGAAAAAGGAUUCAUAAAAUUUGUCUACAAUUGAGAUUGGAAAAAAAGGCCAAAGGAGGUGUGUGAGAAUUUCAAUUUCCUUUUUUAUUGAAAUAAAUCAGGCCCCGGAGGACCUGAAAUAAAACAAAUGAAUUUUCUAAAAGAGGAAUGAUAGGAUGCAAGAGGGUAGUACCGCCGUGGCGUUAGCGAUGGUGACUCCUGGUUACGAUCAGGAUCCUGCCAGCGGAGUUGCCGAUUAUACGGCACAUCAGGACCAAGCGCAAUUUGAAACUGAUAAACGUGCUGUUUAUAAACAUCCAUUAUUUCCAUUGCUCGCAUUAUUAUUUGAAAGAUGCGAGCAAGCGACGCAAAGUUCCGACAAUUCGACAUCCGAAAGUUUCAAUAUGGAUAUACAAGCUUUCGUCCAACAUCAAGAAAGAGACCGAAAGCCAUUUUUAAUAAAUGACCCCGAGAUUGACGGCUUGAUGAUCAAAGCCAUACAGGUGCUAAGAAUUCAUUUAUUGGAAUUAGAAAAAGUUCAGGAAUUGUGCAAAGAUUUUUGCAACAGAUACAUAACGUGUUUAAAGGGGAAAAUGCAGAGCGAAAAUUUACUUCGAAGCGAUUACAGUCAUCAUGGCCACGAUAUGGGUCCGUCCAGCGGCAGCAACGGCAGCAGUCCGUUACAGGUGCUGUCAUCUACAGGCAAUGAUGUUGAGUCGGGAGCUAACGGACUCAGAGUGAGCAGAGGCGAUUCGCUGUCGGAGAAUGGGAAUGCAGGUCAAGUGGUUAUUCCUGGUGAUGGUGCAAUGGAAGCAGGAGCAACAGGAUCUGAACUCCCAUCUUCUGCUCGUUCAUCAUCGACUAUUCAACGUUUGGAUAGUAGUCAAGACCAGGAUGAUCCACUAGCACUAUCACCAUCAGCGAUUCAUGGAAGUACACCGCUUUCGCAAAUUGGAUCUCAUUCAUGUGUUAAUGAUAUGUACCUCGGCCAAGAGGAAAACGAUGAUGCGAUAACAUCCGAAAGAAUGUACUUAGAAGAAGUUGGAUACUGGGGAUUACUUCCAAAGCAAGAACGCGAAAGUGAAUUUGAAUACGUUGAUGUUGGUCUCGUUAGUGAUGAAAAGAGUUUUGAUAUUACUGUUGCAGGCUCACCAUCUCCAGUGGCAAGCGAUGAAGAUGAUGAUGGUUGUGGAACUACAACUUCGUCACAUAGUGUCAGUCACAGUAGUGCAAGAAAAGGAAGACAAAAACGAGGUGUCUUACCAAAACAAGCAACCAACAUUAUGCGUGCAUGGCUCUUUCAACAUUUAGUCCAUCCAUAUCCCACGGAAGAUGAGAAACGUCAAAUUGCAAGCGAGACAAAUCUCACAUUACUACAAGUAAAUAAUUGGUUUAUAAAUGCUCGUCGACGAAUUUUACAACCAAUGUUGGAUGGUGCAGGCGCUGAAGCAUUGUCACGUGCUGGUAAACGUAAUAAAGUUUCAAAGCAUGGAAAUCAACAGCAGCAGCAACAGCAACAAUUUCAACAACAACAAGUUGGUUGGCAGUCUGAAGACUCAGGUAGCGAUUCAAUUUCAAGUGAUGGUGAAGGAGGUGCAACAAGAAGUAAAGACGGCAAUGACAGUGAUGAGGAAGAUCUUCACUGACCUCUGUCGAUCAUUGAAACAUCAACCUCUCUUCGGUACCUUCAAACCCAGUUGCUCACUACAGUAUUAAGGUAUUCGAGGUUAGAUUUCGCUUUAACUGUCAAAUACGUAAUUAUUGUUGCGAUAAUCAGGGAUACUUGGGUAGAAGUUAUCACGCUCUUCUGCUGUCUAUCGAUCUCCAUAUACACACAUACACACACACAAUCUUCGGAAAAUUAUAACUUUAUAGAAGCCUGAUAGUGCCGUUAAGGGUUUUUAAUUAAUUUAAAAAAAAAAAACAUGCAGACAGUACACGAAAGAGUAGAAAAGGCGCAGUUUAAGGCUGUCUAUUUUUUAAAAGAAAAUCCUAUCUGCAUAUUGACUGAAGCACUACUUUUGCAGAUUGCUUCCCAAUUAAAAAAAAAAAAAAAAAAACCUUCCCCUUCCUGCAAAAAUGCUGUAGGACAAUUUAAGGCUUAGAAUAACAUUUUUACCCAUGUAAAUCAAUUUUAAGUACAUAGUAAAAUAUUUAUUUCUACAUUAUUUUUAACGUAUAAAAACAAAACUUUUGUGGUGUUUACGAAAAAAAAAUUCCCACUUUUUUGACUAUCUUUAACUAAUAAAAAAAAAAAUCUAAUCCCAGUAAUUCUUCAGACUUGAUAGAGAAGUAAUUCCUAAUAGUCAUAAUUUUAAAGGAAUUUAGAUAAAAAUUAUAUAUAUAGAUAUAUAUAUUACGGAAUGAACAAAGAAUAGAAUGCUGAUUCAAAUGGAAAAAAAAGUGCUUUUAGGAUUGAUGGUUCGCGAUUUUUCAUAAUUGCCAAUCAAGAUAUUUUUUUGUGCAAUAGUCAUUGAGGGAUUUAUUAAUAUUUAAAAAAAAAAUGCAAAAUCGCAUUUUUGACGCCUAUUCAUGUUUUUAAAUGAAUGUGUGUGAUUAAAAAAAAAAAAAAACGUGAAUAGACGAUCCGGAUUAAUAUUCUGUUUAUAACACACAAACACAAUUUCACGAAUACGUAAUUAAGAAAGAAAUUAUUUUUCAAAUAGAUAGAGAGAGAGAGAAAGAGAUAAAAGGCGGAAGCUAGUUAUUAUAUAAAUGUUGUUUCUAAUAUCGUACAGAACGUUUAAAAACCAAAAUGUUUUCAUUUUAUACUGUCGGCUACUAAAAAAAAAAAGUAGGAUCAAGAAUGCGCGUGUAAAAAAAAGAACUGCUUGUACAUACACACGUUUCUGCAUAUGCCAUUCACAAAAAUCGUUUAGUUUCAAUAAGCAGUUUUUUUAAUUAUCGUUUUUUUUUUUUUUUUGAAAUUUUUCCGCGUUUACUUUCAAAGGUUUAUUUAAAUAAUUAAAUACCUUUCAAUGAUUCUGUUUAUAAAAUCUGAUUGCUUCCAGUUUUUAUUUAAAAAAAAUUUCAUUCCAUAGUUUAUUUCCCUUAAUAAAAAUUACAAAAAAAAAAAAAACAAUGUAUACGAUAAAUAAAAAUUUUAUCUCCUAAAGAUAAAAAAUUAUCUCAUACGAACUUUGAACUUUAAAUCAAAUAUUGUCUUUUAGUCUGAAGCUAAUUAUUAUUAAUUAUGGGAAAAAAAAUUUUAGUUUAUGAAUUCUUUAUUUUGUGCCAUUUUUAUUUUUAUUUUUUUUUAAUUAAAGAGUGUGGUAACUUUCACGCGUAGUCUUUGUUCACGUCUGCAUCCGAAAAUGUGACGUAAUAAGAUACUGUCCCUCCAAGAUAAUAAUAACAAAAAAAGAAAAAUUGCAGAUGAAGAAGUUGAUGAUAAUGAUAAUAUUACUCAAAAAGUAUAAAAUAUAUAAUAAUUAUAUUUUUAAACUCUAAGUGUCGUAUCUGCGCAUGUACCAUUUUUUUGUGAGUUGAGAGCUGGUACUGCUGUACAUACAAAAUAUAUACCGAACGUUAAAAUAUGAGUACUGAAAAUCGAACGAUUAUUAUUAUUAUUAUUAUUGAUUAUUUUUAGGCCAAUAGAAUUUGGAAAUCCUUUUUCCCCAAUAAGAAAUGAUGAUACAAUUCAAGAUUUGAUUCUACAAAGACAACGCACACAUGCCAUUUUUUAGAAUAAGAAUUUUUAUGUUUGUAUUUCUUCUACCCUUGACAAUCAUUUUUAAAUUUAAUUUUUUUUUAGUUUCUUUCAUGAUAAUCAAAUAUUAAUUUUUACAAUAAAUCAAUGAAAAAAAAAAUUAAAUUCAAAAUAAAAAGAAAAAAAAAUUAAAUUAAAUGAUUGUGAAGGGUUAUUUUGAAGAAUAUACAAUUGAUAUAAUAGUUAGUUCCAUACAAUGUAUAUGAUUGCGAGUCGGAUAGACAAGUUUUUUGACAAUGAAAAUGCAAAUAAGACUAAAAAAAAAAAAAAAGGAUCGUUAUACGAAUGUGUAUCACGGUUUUUACCUGAUACCGAACUAUUGUACUUUAAAUAAUUAAUACUUAAGAUUAAAGAAAAAAAAAAAAAAAUGAUAGUAGAUUAAGAAUUUAGUUUAAGGCUGAAACCACGUAUACGUAUGUGCUCCGGCACCAGACGACUGUGAUAGCUCGGUGGGCUUCACUUGUAUACCGAUCGUAAACUAACUACGAAUAGAAAUACAUAUUAUUACCGAAGAGGUUGAUCGUACAUUUUGAACAUGAGUCGAAUAAAUAAGAAAAAAAAAUUAUUCUUCGUCCAUAGAAAAAACACGCGUAUAAAAAUCGUAAUUUUUGCAUGUUCUCGAUAAACUUACAAAUCAAAAAUGAAAAAAAAAAAAUUACUUCAUUCUCGCAUACGUCAUGUGCAUUUGUGUAUAACAACUUGUUCGAAAAAAAAAAAAAAAAAAAAACUCGCACGUUUUACGUAUUUUCAUAUGUGACGUGCAAUCCUGCCAAUUAUUAUAUCGAGUUAGGAAUGGAUCAGAGAAAAAUAUUGUUUAUGAUUAUAUUAUGAAAAGUUGCUUUUGAAAAAAAAUUCUAUAUUUUUGUUUCAUUUAAUGUUUAUAUUUCUUUCUUUCCAUGUUUAUUCUUUUUGAAAAUAUAAAUUUAUAUUGUAAUUAUAGGUUUGUUUAUUUCUAAUUUAAAACAUUGUUAAUGUUAAUGUUGAAUUUGUUAUCAAACGCACAUUAUGCGAUUUUUUUUUUUUUUAAGUUUUUGUUAACAGUUGAUAAAUACUGUUUGACCUUUAUAUCUGGACCAUUCCUAUGCUCAUUUGAAAUUUUCAGUCAUAUAAGCUAUAAUCUAUACUUCUCUCGUGUAAAUUUACGCUCUGUUAAUUAAGUUUAUUAAUAAAUGCCAUCACGCUUGCAAUAUA